CAGCAGUUCCCUAAAGUGUCAAGGUGUAUGUAUGUAUAUUCUAUUAGCCCGGAAAAAGAUCCGCAACCCAAAUCGCCAAGACACAACAAAACCCGUUCAACGACUUCGGACAGGAUCAGCCGCUUUCUCUUCCCUCCGUUCGCUCACACCGGAAAUUAGCUAUUGUGAGCGAGCUUCGAUUUACCUUAUAUAUCUACAAAAUGUCGCCUGCGUCUCCCAUCCAAGCUCCCCCGCAUAUACAGCAGCUCCUUUCGCAACUGCACCAAACCUCCCUGGAACAAGAAGCCGCUAUUUCGAAAAAGGGGAAAGUUUUCUCUUCGGAUAUCCUGGGCGACCUCGAAGAUAAGCAGUCAACCAGUAAUCCGAACGAUGAGUUCGAUCGCCUCAUGCUAGAUAAGUUCAUCGCUUUAGACGAAGACAAAUGCCACUUCACAUAUCAAUUGAUCAAUGCCAUGGGCGCGACCAAUAUAGUCGAGGCGGGGACCAGUUUCGGUGUCAGCACGAUCUACCUCGCUCUUGCUGUCGCCAGAACGAAAGCCGCCACGGGAAAAUCCGGAAUCGUGAUCGCGACAGAAAAGGAAAAGGAAAAGGCGGCUAUUGCCCGAAAAUACUGGGCGCAAUGUGGUCCGGCAGUUGAGCAAGAGAUUGACUUGAGGGAGGGUGAUCUGCUCGAGACUUUGAAGGAUGGGCUGCCACAAGUUGAUCUUCUUCUUCUUGACAUCUGGUCGGCACUAGCUCUCCCGACACUUGUCACUGUCUUACCCCAUCUUCGACCGGGUGCUGUUGUCCUUACUGAUAACACAAUCUCGGGAGCCGAGGGCUACGCAGACCUGCUGACCUUUUUGCGAGCACCCGAGAACGGGUUCCAGAAUAUGACCCUGCCUUUUACCAACGGGUUUGAGAUGAGUGUUUACAGACCAGAGCCGAAGUAGAUACUCGGUGACGAAUUUGAGGUGAAUGUUGCCGUGAGCCUGAGGGUUAUUUUAGAGAGGGACUUUAUGUGUGAUGUUAGUCUCUUAUGUCUCCACUUCGGAGGAAUUUCGCUGUCGGAAAGACCUCCUCGUCAUAAGCUAGAAUCCCUCCGCAUUCAAACCCAGUUCUCACCCCGAGCGCCUCGGGAAAAAAGAAUAUGGAAUCGUGAAUACUUCUAAAGACCACACUACAAUCGCCACACCCAACCCCGCGUUCCUCCCAUCCGUUCCAUGAUGGCCUCCAUCCGAGCCCAAGAAAAAGUCACAGUCGAACUUUUACAAUCAACGCUCUCACAAAGAUCGCGAUGUAUAGAUAAUUUCCCGGCUCCAGAUUUCCAGCCAGGGAGCGAACCAAAGCACCAGCAACGGGUGUUCCAAGGAACCCAGCCGUCCCCUGCAGAAAAUACAUAAUCCCAGUUAUCCGCGGCAUGUUCUCCAUUCCGAAAAAUUCAUACAAUGAUCAGCACAAGACCAAAUACAUGGAACGAAGGAUGCACCAGGAUCAAGUUGAUAUUUAUCACCCCCCUGAGGCUGAUAGGAGGAGACCGAUACGGUCUGACGCGAAUGGUGGACUUCAUCGGGAUGCAGUGUGAAAUGUUCCGAGACGGUGGUUUGCAGUACCCUACAUAAAAGCCACUUAUCCAGCGAGUGCAAGCUUGUAU
Messenger RNA from Aspergillus alliaceus, 1633 nucleotides. Its product is annotated as O-methyltransferase. The coding region runs from base 201 to 932 and encodes 243 amino acids. The record is from RefSeq and is a predicted model, not a curated record. NCBI's taxonomy places the organism in Eukaryota, Fungi, Ascomycota, Eurotiomycetes, Eurotiales, Aspergillaceae. The transcript has 2 exons. Gene Ontology annotation, molecular function: O-methyltransferase activity.